ACAUGAAACUGUAGAAGUGACGCUACAUUUACAUGUCGUGGGAAAUAUGAAAACAUUUUAAAGACAGUGUCAAUACUAUAAAGAUACGGUUUAAAAUCCAAGUUUAGGACACCAAUACCGCAAGGUAUUUCAUUUGAUGUAGACAUGCCGCCCGAUGUACAACAUAAAAUAUGUAUUUUUCAUAAUAUUUUUCAGGACCCAAUCUCGAUGAUGAUCUUAACCGUUUUACUAUCGACCACGAACACAGCAUGACACAACAACCAAGAUGGCGUGCUGUGGAAACUGUUUUUGUUGCCAAUGUUGCUGCAGAGAAGGAGGGACGCGGACACCCGAAGAACUGACAAUCCUUGGGGAAUUCCGAGAUGAAGAAGAUGAGAUUCUACCCAGGAAAGACUAUGAGAGUUUGGAUUAUGACCGGAUCAUCAAUGAGCCCCAUGUGGAGGUUCUGGAGGGGAUGGACAACAAGAAAGCCAAAAAGUAUGAAGCAGUAAGGUGGAUGAUGAUGUUUGCUAUUGGAGUCACUGUGGGACUGGUGGGCCUGUUUGUACAUUCCUUUGUACACCUCUUCACCAAAAUCAAAUUUACUCUGGUUGGUGAUUCUGUAGAGAAGUGCAGUGACAAAGGCUGUCUCUCUCUGUCUCUACUGGAGCUCCUGGCAUUCAACAUGACCUUCAUCUUUAUCGCCAGUGUGCUCGUCCUCAUUGAGCCAGUGGCUGCAGGUUCGGGGAUCCCUGAAAUCAAAAGUUACUUGAACGGAGUUAAAAUUCCUGGAAUCGUCCGGCUACGAACUUUUCUCUGCAAGGCCACUGGAGUCCUGUUCAGUGUGGCUGGAGGUCUGUUUGUUGGGAAAGAAGGUCCAAUGAUACACAGUGGAGCAAUUGUGGGAGCUGGCCUUCCUCAGUUUCAGAGCAUAACUUUCAAGAGGAUCAAAUUCGAUUUCCCCUACUUCCGAAGUGACAGGGACAAGCGAGACUUUGUGUCAGCGGGCGCUGCUGCUGGAGUAGCUGCUGCCUUUGGUGCUCCUAUAGGUGGCAUGCUCUUCAGUCUGGAGGAGGGCUCUUCUUUCUGGAACCAGUCCCUCACUUGGAAAGUGCUCUUCUGCUCCAUGUCAGCCACUUUCACCCUCAACUUCUUCCGUUCAGGAAUCAACUUCGACAAGUGGGGCUCCUUCCAGGAACCUGGUCUGCUCAACUUUGGAGAGUUUAAGUGUCAAGAUGGAGAUAAGAACUGCCACCUGUGGACAGCAGUAGACCUGGCCUUUUUUGUCGUGAUGGGGGUGGUGGGUGGCCUGCUGGGUGCACUCUUCAACUGCAUGAACAAGAGCCUAGCCAAGUAUCGUAUUAGACAAAUUCACCCCAAGGCCAAGUUUAUCAGAAUUCUAGAGAGUCUGCUAGUUGCCAUGGUGACAACAGUGGUGAUAUUUGCAGCUUCAAUACUGUUGGGUGAAUGUCGUGACCUUUCCUCCCCAACAACCCAUAACACCACACUGUCCAGCAGUGACGACAUCAACUCAACCAGCCGCCAGUUCUUCUGCACCAACAAGACCUACAAUGACAUGGCCACGUUGUUCUUCAACCCACAAGAGGCUGCCAUUCAUCAGCUUUUCCACCAGGAAGGUACCUUCAGCCCUGUGACUCUGUCAGUGUUCUUCCUACUGUACUUCCUAUUGGCCUGUUGGACCUAUGGUGUGUCUGUACCUAGCGGCCUCUUUGUCCCCUCACUGCUCUGUGGGGCGGCUUUUGGACGUCUGGUUGCCAACAUCCUCAAAGUGAAACUGGGAAUGAAAAUCUACUCUGGGACCUUCGCUCUCAUUGGAGCAGCCGCCUUUCUUGGAGGCGUAGUCAGAAUGACCAUCAGUCUGACUGUCAUCCUCAUUGAAUCUACCAAUGAAAUCACAUAUGGGCUGCCGAUCAUGAUAACUCUUAUGGUUGCCAAGUGGACUGGAGAUUUCUUCAACAAGGGCAUCUAUGACAUCCACAUCCAGCUGAGAGGAGUGCCUCUGCUGGAGUGGGAGACUGAGAUUGAGAUGGACAAGCUGACAGCCAGUGAUAUCAUGGAGCCCAACUUGACCUAUGUCUACCCCCACACCCGGGUCCAGUCUUUAGUCAGCAUCCUACGCACCACGGUCUAUCAUGCCUUCCCUGUGGUCACUGAAAACCGGCAGAACGAACGGGACUUCAUGAAGGGAAACAUCCUGGUCAGCAACAACAUCCUCUUCAAGAAAUCCAGUGUGAUGUCCCGUGCGGGGGAACAGAGACGGCGCUGCCAGUCCAUGAAGUCAUACCCAUCGAGCGAGCUCAGGAAUGUUUGUGAUGAGCAAAACGCUGUGGCAGAGCCAGCAGAGGAGGGAGAGGACCUGCUGCAGCAGAUGUUAGAGAGGAGGUAUGCUCCCUACCCCAACCUGUACCCAGAUCAGUCUCCCAGUGAGGAGUGGACCAUGGAAGAACGCUUCAGACCGCUCACAUUCCACGGUCUCAUCCUGCGCUCCCAGCUGGUCAACCUGCUCAUCAGAGGGGUCUGCUACACUGAAAACCAGUCGAGCGCAACUCAGCCCAGGCUGUCCUAUGCAGAGAUGACUGAAGAUUACCCACGCUACCCUGACAUCCAUGACUUGGACCUCGCCCUGCUCAAUCCCCGCAUGAUAGUGGAUGUCACACCCUACAUGAACCCAUGUCCCUAUACAGUGUCACCCAACACCCGCAUUUCUCAGGUGUUCAACCUGUUUAGGACCAUGGGACUGCGACACUUACCAGUGGUCAAUGCUGUCGGAGAAAUUGUUGGAAUAAUCACAAGACAUAAUUUAACCCACGAGUUCCUUGCGGCCAAACUUCGACAGCACUACAUCACUAUUUGAUCUGACUCUGGACAUCCUGCCAUCCUUCCAACCCCCAGACCCUGUUCAGCCUGGUCCUGAGCUUUUGUCUCUGUCCAUUUCUACUUGCAUGUUGGGAUUCCCAAAAACAUAAGGGACAAUCACAUCCAUACAUAUAUUCCCUAAGGUACAGUUGGAACACGGUUGUUCACUAAGUGAAACCAUUCAGUUGUAUUUCACUCUAAACAUGUUCAGUGUUGAGGUGUUCAGUUUUCUAACCUCACACUGGGCUGGACACAUAUGGUGUAUGUGUAUGGUUUAUGAUCUGUAUAGAACAAGUUUAAAAAGUCACAAAUGUCCCAUAAAUUAUCCAUAAUGAUGGCUGAUAAUUCACUCACUUGCUGUGCAUUCAGAUUGUGAGGAACAGGACUGAGGGAUGUACUCGGGAAAUUGAUAAUAAAACAGGUUUUUUUUUUUGUUUUUUUUUAAAUCAACUGAGUAACAUUGCCUUGCGAGCAGCAGCACACUGUAGUUUAUUGAUUGGCCCAACAUGAAUCGUAUUCUUUUAACUUAAGUUCCACUUCUCAUUUUUCUCCCUCGUCAUCCACACAGAUGAAGGUCAAAGGUCUGGUGAUGAGCUCAUUAAUUGCUAUUUCUGCUGGUUGGAGACGCAAUUGACCAAUUAGAGCUUUGUAGGUAGAAUUUGGAAUUAAGAAGUCAUCGUCUUACAUAGCUAGCUAGCCACAGUACCUUCAUCAAUGAAAAGAUGCAACAGGAAAAUAGCUACAAAAUGGCAACAACUUUGGAUGAGAUUGUUGUCAGACAAUAUAGUAACUCUAAAAUGUGGACCAGUCUUCUUAAUCAUCAUGAAAAAUGUUCCUUGCAACCAUAAUCAUGGCUUGUGAGUCCACUGAAAAUGAGAAUUAACGAAAGAGAAAAUGCACUGUCUGUCUUACACAUUGCAUGCCCUGUUGACCUGCCAGUAAACUUUACAAUUGUUGUCUUUGCUAACACAACAUCAUGUGCUUGCAUGCUCAUGAAUCAUCUGAGGGGUCAUGUGAAGAGGCAUUUUAGUUUCCUCACUUGGAAUGGAAAAAUCUUGAAAUCUAUAAAGGUAAGGCUGUUCGCUGUUUGCCAGUUUGAACUUAGUAGUUUGAAAAAGUGACAGCUACUCACAGUUUGAAGCCUGGCAUAUAACAAUUUACCAAAGUGAAAUACCACUUGCCAAGGGGUCCUUACUACCUUCAUACCUUCAUUACCUUUUUAAUUAUGCUUUAUUAUGGUUGUCACUGUAGCACUUUUAUUUUUCACUUUUGUCUGUAUAUUUUUAUUCACUUGGGAGGAACUGGAAUAUAUGCAUUAAAAGCAGGCCAACAUUCCCUCACAGUCUGUGAAUAAACUAGACCUCAGUAGCUCUUGGAGGAGUUUGCUUAGUGACCAUGUCGGUUCAUUUCAUUUUGGACACAUAGGGCAGUUUGUAAACACGCAAUCAUUGUUUUGCACUUGUGACAUGAAGUGAUACUGUCACUUUCUUUCAGUCAGUUCAGUGUUAAAAAGAGUCAGGGCUAAGGGGACUUUAUGAUUGACUGUCUCGGUUUGAAAGACAAACUGCAAACAUUGUAAAAACUAAUGUCUAAAAUGUACAUAUUAGUCCCCUGCCAUUAGAUUUUCAGCAGUAUAGUAACUUUCUUGUCCAUUGUCUUAGUACCUCAUUUCAUUGUCAUUCCUGAAAGGGACUACAAUUGUUAAAGGAGCAAAAUUAAGUAAAGCAAGUGGAAUUGCAUGCUAGGUUGAUGAAUUGUUAACAACCACAAUGGCACACACUACAUGUACAUCAAACAUUCCUUAUUUGUUCUGUGUCUCUGCUUUAUAUUUAUUGAUCUACAAUUUUAUUUUUAUGAUUUGGUGCCUGUGCUAUGAAUGAUUGUAUCAUGUUAGCUGCAUUUCUAAAUGCUCUGAGGGUGUCCUGCGCAAUAUCCUUCAUAGUCUAGGCAUUGCUCACUUGUUUAAAAUGAUUAUUUUUACGUUACAAAUUCUGAAUUCUACAUAUGGCAUAGCAGGGGUUGUGCAAAAUAUGAGAUCAAGAAAAACACUGGGCAGCACUUGUCCUGCUGUGAAGCCAGACCUAAGGGACUUUUUGUUUCAGAAGACUUUGUGGAUAUUUAGAUUAGCACCCUGUACUUGUUAAUGAAUUUGUAGUUUCUACAAACGUAGACAUCUGGCACAUGGCAAAAAGCUGAAGCCAUGGAACAAAAAAGCAGGGAGACCUCUGUCUAGUGCCUUUAAAUAAUAAAGGACCAUCUGUUUUGU
Messenger RNA from Chelmon rostratus (copperband butterflyfish), 5122 nucleotides. RefSeq names its product chloride channel 6 (gene clcn6). Bases 266 to 2854 code for a protein of 862 amino acids. Lineage: Eukaryota; Metazoa; Chordata; Actinopteri; Chaetodontiformes; Chaetodontidae. The transcript is spliced from 23 exons. The record is from RefSeq and is a predicted model, not a curated record. Gene Ontology annotation, molecular function: voltage-gated chloride channel activity. Gene Ontology annotation, cellular component: lysosomal membrane; intracellular membrane-bounded organelle. Gene Ontology annotation, biological process: chloride transport; transmembrane transport.